Molecule: messenger RNA, 3240 nt
Organism: Rhododendron vialii
Lineage: Eukaryota; Viridiplantae; Streptophyta; Magnoliopsida; Ericales; Ericaceae
Exons: 6
Coding region: 1303-2934 (543 amino acids)
Source: RefSeq, a predicted model, not a curated record
CUCAAUUAGUUUUCGAAGCCUCUUCCCUACCUCUUCUUCGUAUGAGCUGUGUUUUCGUGCCACCAUUAGCAUCCUCUCUCUCGAUCGAUCGAUCGAAGACGGCUCGAUGGGUUCGGGCACCUCGCGAACCGGCCGUCCAAAGCGGUCCUUCGUCUCAUCCCUCUUCAUCUGUGGUUGCUCCACAUCUCACGCCCCGACAGAGGUACACCAUCAAUGAUCACAAUCUUAACAUAUAAUCGCAAAAUUGAUGUACCCAUUUCGUAUUUUCAUUCCUUUUUACGCCCGCUAAGCUUUUCGUGUUAUUCGAGAGAAGAGAUUGAUCAAUUGAUGGAUAAUGGGUCGGUUUCAUUUCUGGUAAAUUGAGCUUGUUGAUCUUUAUUUCUUUGGUACAUGUAUGCAUAUGCUAGACGCCCCGGUCAAAUGGUGUUAUGCGAAAGAUUGAAAGAGGGAAAGAUUAAUCUGAAAUCGACGUGGAAGUAGAAAAAAGAAGAGAAGAAAUCUGGUGGCAGUUUUUUUGGAUAUGUAUCUAUGUGUGUAAUGUUUGUGGUGUGUGCUUGUUUUGGAUUUGAGGGUUUAGGAAUUAGGAUGGAAUAAUUAAAUUGGUAAGGUUUCGGAGAAAUUGAAAAGGAAAAUGCUUUGUACCGUUGUUAAAGGUGCACAAAAGUGUUGAAAAAUAUGUAAGUUUGUCAUAUUGUGAAAAUAUAUUGAAAAGUGUGAAGUACCUAUUGGAAUUUAAAUGUUUGGAUCCACUACAAUAUGCAAUCCUUUUGAUGCAUGUAGUAUGCAUAUAUGCGCCCUUGGUAAAUUCGUAAUGAUUUUUAGUGGGCGAUAUCUUAGCACUAAGCAUGAGUCAUGACCCAAGGAAAUCGUUCAGCUGGCCGUUUGGCAUUGGGUGGAUAUUUUGGUUGGCCUUAACUCUUAAGUGGCAGAGUAAUGCUGGAAAAAAAUGACCAAAUAAUGCUGGGAAAAAAAACGUGAAAAGGGUAGAUAACCGAUUGAUACAGGGAAUCAAUUUGGUUAUGAUUUGGCAAGUGUGGUGAUGUUUAAUCUUUUAAUCAACUUCCGGAAUGUGGAGGUGAGUCGGUGUAAAUUUUGAUAAUUUUAUCUGAGCGUUUUAACAUUUCAGUAUCAAUGUUGGUUAUGAAUGGUGGUCGAUUCUGCUGGAGGAUCGACCCUAGAUCCAUUUUUAUUUAGAAUUACACGGGGAUGUGAAUUGAUCUCGUAAGGGUCCAUCAGAAAAGAAGAUUGUCUGAAUAAUUAGAUGAUUAUUAUAGCUAAUGGAGGUCUUGAAGUGAAAGUAGUAUGGCAUUUUGUGUGGGUAGAGAACAGAUAAUCCAUGCUUUAUUCAAGCGAAUUCAUCCGCUGGCCAAGCAAUUUGCUUUGCAAAAUAUCGGCUGCCAAUUGACUCCAAAACUAUCUUGUCAUCUCUUAUUUGAGGUCAUAUGCUCUACGGGGGGUCAAGAAGUGGGACUUUUUGUAGCUGAAAUUCAGAUGGAGAUGCACUUUUUGAUGGAAAUGGUGGAAGAUGAGCCAUCUGAAUUACCGGUGAAUUCUAUGAAACACGGCGUGCCAAAAGUCGACAAGUUGUGUAGUCCAGCAAAGGAGUCUUCUUUGGCCUCUGAAACUGAAACUGGAGCCUCAUCUGAAACUGUAGCCACUGAGGAAUCUUCUUCUGCGGAUUGUUUAGUCAAUUUUGAGAUAAAUAACCCAGGGAAGCGCCUGCUUAGAAGUAAGGAAUUAGUUCCUCCUUACCGACCAAGUGCUGAUCACAGGAUCAGUGAUAUAGCUAGUACUUCCUAUGAGGAUCAGCCAUCUUCAGAUGCAGUUUCUGCAAAUGUAGGGACCAAUGUGGAUCUUGUUAAUGAUGUUGAUAUUAAGGAAAAGGAUGAGUCCCCAGUUUUUGCAGAGGUUAGAAGUCCAAGCAGUUUAUCUCCUCAAGCAGAUGAGGUGACUGUUAUUUCGGGUUCUGUUGUUUCUGAUUCACCAAUAUCUUCUGGGUUACUAAGAGAUGAUGCUCUUCAAGAGACCGUACCUUCAGAUCCAGGGUUCCUUGCAUCAGAUGGGGAACAAAAUGGAAGUGGGGGAAGUGUACUUCAUGUUGAUGCAGUGAGUAUCUCUUCCAGCAUUUUGUCUAGUAGUAGCUCCUCUGAAAUAACAAGUAACCGUGAAGCAAGAAGAAAUAGUAGGAGGCUGUUUUGGGAUGCUUUUUCACGACGAAGUUCUAGGAGGGAUAAUACCGAUGCCCAAAGAUUUGUUUUCUCAACAGAUGAUAAUGAUGCUCUAGGAUCCCAUGACAGGUGGCUUCUUGAUUUCGGCAGUGACUUGCUUCAUGAUGGGGUUGGAAGUGAUUCUGGGUACAUAGGAAGUAGAAGUAGGAAUCAGGGCGGGAAUGAAUGGCGUCGGCAUUCAAGAUCUGAGGUUUGGGGAAGACUUCAUGAUAGACGCGAGAGGGUUAAUCCUCACACUGGUAUUUGUCCAUCAGGGCUUCACUCCGAUGGCACAUGCUCAUGUGGAGCAAUCUUGAUGGUUGAAUCUAGCACUCGUGCAAGUAUUUCAAGAAUAGUGAUGUUAGCAGAAGCACUAUUCGAGGUAUUGGAUGAAAUUCACCGCCAACCAGUGUCACUUUCCUUGUCUGUGGUGUCAGUCCCGGCUCCUGAUGCUGUCGUGGACUCUUUCCCUGUUAAAAGUCAUGGAAAGCAUAACACUACUGAGAUUGCAGAUGAUGAUGCACAGUGCCACAUUUGCCUCUGUGCGUAUGAAGAAUGUGAUAAAAUACGAGUUCUUCCAUGCCACCACGAGUUUCACAUGUCAUGCGUUGAUAAAUGGCUGAAAGAGAUACAUGGGGUGUGCCCGCUCUGCCGAGGAGACGUUCGUGAGGGAUUCACAGAGGGGCCUGGACCGUCUGGUUCCAACUCGGAAUCAACUUCUGCAUAAGUAAAACUUCUAGGGCACUUGUAAAUAAGAAGGUUUUGCUCUUGCACUUCUUCUUUAGUGCCUUAAAAAAUACCUGUAUAUUAAUAUUUCAUUACAUGUUUUCUCCCUCCAUACCCAUACCCUUUUCUUUUCCUUUUUUUUUCACAUUCACUGUUGUAUAUAUCCAUAGAAACUAGAUUUGCUGUCUUAACAAUAGCCAAUGCAGCAAUACUUAAUACUAAACUGAUAAUUUCUAAUGUCUAUUGUACUGGAUUAAUCAAAGUUCAUGAGAUCCAAACGUAGGAAGACAUCACACAUUCGUAUGAA